AUGGAGGCUGUGCACUUGGUAGUGCACGGGGUGGGCCUGGUACUGGACGUGCUGACCUUGGUGUUGGACCUCAACUUCCUGCUGGUGUCCUCCCUUCUGGCUUCCCUGGCCUGGCUCCUGGCCUUCAUCUACAACCUGCCACACACCGUGCUGACCAGUCUUCUGCACUUGGGCCGUGGAGUUCUGUUUUCCCUGCUGGCCUUGAUCGAAGCCUUGGUCCGGUUCACCUUCGGCGGCUUGCAGGCCUUGUGUACCCUGCUCUACAGCUGCUGCUCUGGUCUGGAGAGCCUAAAGCUCCUUGGGCACCUGGCCUCCCAUGGGGCCCUGCGGAGUCGGGAGAUCCUGCACCGAGGAGUCCUCAAUGUGAUCGCCAGUGGCCAUGCUCUGCUGCGCCAGGCCUGUGACAUCUGUACUAUUGCCAUGAGCCUGGUGGCUUAUGUGAUCAACAGCCUAGUCAACAUCUGUCUCAUUGGCACCCAGAACCUCUUCUCCCUGGUGCUGGCCCUGUGGGAUGCAGUUAUGGGGCCUCUCUGGAGGCUGACGGAUGUGGUGGCAGCCUUCUUUGCCCACAUCUCUAGCAGCGCUGUGGCCAUGGCUAUUCUCCUCUGGACCCCCUGCCAACUAGUGCUGGAGCUGCUGGCCUCAACUGUCCGCCUGCUGGCCAGCUUUGUGUUUGUCAACCUCACUGGCCUGGUGCUGCUGACUUGUGUGCUGGCUGUGACUGUGACUGUGAUGCACCCAGACCUCAUCCUGCGGCUGGCUACCCGAGCUCUCAGUCAGCUCCAGGCCUGGCCAUCCUACCACCGGCUUCGAGAGGAUGUUGUGCGCCUGUCUCGCCUGGUGAUGGGCCUGGAGGACUGGCGCCGAGUCUGGAGCUGGAGCAUGCAGCUGGUGAGCUGGCCUAGCCGUGUAGGGGCCCCCGGAGGCCCCCAGGGUGGUCCUAGGAGGGUGCCCUUGGCCAGACCCUGGGGCCAGGAAAUGACACCUGAAGCCAGGCCUGCAUCAGGGCCAGAGGAAGAGGAGGUCAGAGUGCCAUCUACCCGAGGCCGGGAGAGGCUUAAUGAGGAAGAGGAGCCUGCAGCUGGACAGGACCCGUGGAAGUUGUUGAAGGAGCAGGAGGAGCGGAAGAAAUGCGUCAUCUGCCAGGACCAAAGCAAGACUGUAUUGCUUCUGCCCUGCCGCCAUCUCUGCCUAUGCCAGGCCUGUACAGAAAUCCUGAUGCGCCACCCUGUCUACCACCGCAACUGCCCGCUGUGCCGCAGAGGCAUCCUGCAGACCCUCAAUGUCUACCUCUGA
Messenger RNA from Elephantulus edwardii (Cape elephant shrew), 1296 nucleotides. It is a transcript of the gene RNF26, whose product is annotated as ring finger protein 26. The record is from RefSeq and is a predicted model, not a curated record. The coding region runs from base 1 to 1296 and encodes 431 amino acids. Gene Ontology annotation, molecular function: ubiquitin protein ligase activity. Lineage: Eukaryota; Metazoa; Chordata; Mammalia; Macroscelidea; Macroscelididae. The transcript has a single exon. Gene Ontology annotation, biological process: ubiquitin-dependent protein catabolic process; protein ubiquitination.